AUGCAGUUUCAAGCACUUGCAUCGCUAUGCAACAUCUCUCAGACUGUUGUCGAACAAAAUCUUGAUCAGUUUCUUGAAACAAAACUUAUCAGUAUACAACUAGUCAGCGAAUCAUCUCUUCGGUCUCAAAUGGAAGUAGCAGUCACUGACUUUCAAGCCCAUGGAUUAAACACAUUUUAUCAUGAAUUAGAACUUAUUCAGCAAAUGAUUGCGAGUAAUCAACUUCUCUCUGGUUUAGAAACAAACUUUGCUCCCUAUUUCGGUGUGUUUUCUCAAUUGUCUAUAACAAUGAGUAGAUACACUUUCCAACAGACAGAACAUGCUAGUUUAUGCUCGUGCCGAACGGGAGACUGUCAAUUGUUGUCCGGCAUCUACAACAUGACCAAUAUAUCUCAACUUUAUCCUGAUGCCAUACGCAUGCGGCCUUACUUGUAUGAUAUCCAAAUGAUUGUUCCAGGUAUGGUAGUGUCAUGUUAUCCAAUGCGGUCAAUGCUUCGUUCAACGUUAGAAUGUUUCUAUAAUCAAACAUGCAUUGAUACAUUGAUUUCCUUGGUCGAUUCUCCGUCGAUCGUUCACGUACCUUAUCUGAAUUUCGCUGAUAAAAAUGAUAGUUUGCCAUUGAACACGACAGUUGAAGGUCUUUUUAGUAAUCUGAUGAUUGACACAUGGACAACUAUGAAUUUUUCAUAUGAGAGAUAUUACACGACAUGCGCACCUUCAUCUUGCACGUAUAUGAUUGAAAAACAAACUAAUCUGUUCGAUAUAUUCCGACUAUUCAUUAGUUUUUAUGGUGGUUUAAUUAUCAUUCUUCGCUUUCUCGUGCCACGACGGGGGAAAUGGUGUCGACACAAACCGGCACAACCAGAGCCUAUGCCACAAAUAUCGAAAAUAGAUAUCGUUACUAUUCGUUCGUGGGUGAACAUGAAACGAGCUCGACAAUAUGUGAUGAAUCUGAAUAUUUUUCGCAAGCUCUAUGAUGAUCCCAACAACGUUCAACAGCUUGCCAAUCAACGUCUCGCCACUCGAAUCUUCUUCAUUCUUUUCAUCCUUAUUCUAUGUAGUCUAAUCACCUACAUCUCUUCGACGGUUAGCUUGCAGCAAGAAACUGCUUACCAGCCCAGCGAACAACAACAAGAAACUGCUUACCAGCCCAGCGAACAACAAGUGAAUGUUCUGCGACAACUGAAUUCAAUUUCUCUCUCCUGCCCUUGCACUAAAAUUUCAUUACCGUACAACAUAUUCGUUUCCGUUGAACCGCAUUACCAUCAAAUAUGUUCAAGUGCUUUUGUCAACACAUCCUGGAUGACCUUUAUCACUUUUUAUACGACGCUUGUAGCCCUUUCACUUGAAGAUGCUCGUAUAACAGCAGUCGGCUUCUUUCAAAUGUUACACACAUUGUGUACAUUCGCUCAGCAAACGAUCGACGAUAGCAAACAUAUUUUUUUGCAAACACAGCUGAUUAGUACGGAGCUCUUUGAACAAUCCUUGCUAGAAUCGAAAGUAGAGGUGGCUAUUCGCGAUUGGCAAGCAACGACCAUCAAUGCAUUUGCUCGCGAUCAGCAACUCAUCCAAAACGUUGUACAAGGAAAUCAAAUCAUGGCUGGCUUUCUUUUGAAUUUCUAUUUUAAUUUUGGACCAGACAAUCGAUUACAACCAUUUUCUUUUCCAGUUCACACACAAAGGCUUAGGAAAGAGAUCGAUACUCUGUGCCUGUGUGCUCUGGAUCAACGAUGUGCUUGGCACUCCUUUACUUUGUUCAUGCGUAAUAAUUCAAGCACCGCAUUUUAUGUUCCUGGUAUGUUUAGCGGAUGCUAUUUAGUAAAUAGUGUAUUACAAUCCACAUUGGAAUGUUUUUAUAACCAAACAUGUUUGAAUACAUUUCAAGUUACUUUCGGAGGAUCGAAUAAUGAUCCGCGAUUUCCUAUAUUAGAUUCAUCAUUGAAUCUUAUGAAUGAAACGAUUGGAUCGAUUGUCAGUCGAUUAAUGGUGGACAAUUGGAAGACAAAUAUUGAUUUUUCCGCGUAUUUCAACGCGUGUGCAUUAUCAUUUUGCACCUAUGAAUACAUUCAAUUUCAUAGCUUUGCUUAUCUGUUUACAAUGAUUGUCGGUGUUUUUGGUGGCUUGACAAAGAGUUUAUGUUUUUUCGUUCCAAUUCUCAUUAAAGUAUAUAGCAAAAUUCGAAGCCGUCAUUUAUCUCCACGAAGAACAUGUCGACAACGUCUACGGUCGAUGCUGAGUUUCAUUGCUUCUUUCAAUCUGUUUCGUAGAGUAAACUCAAAUGACGUUCAAUUACAAAUACAACGGCAAAUGACGCGAUUCUAUUUGAUUAUACUUGUGACAACGCUGUCUGCUGUUUUUCUCUUCAUAGCUCUUCCCUUUCACAAGGAAAUUGUAUCAUUCUCAUCACCAUCGUCUGAUGAAUAUCAACGUCUUUACAAUCGCACCAUUAAUCUCCAAUGUGUUUGCUCACGUGUCGCUAUUCGUUAUUCAUCCUUCUUAUCCUUAAAACAGCCUCGAUAUCAUCAAGUUUGCUCGUCGGAUUUUAUAUCUCAAAAAUGGAUUUCGCGGAUGUUUGCACCAAGUAUCAAUCAAUACUUAGCUGAUACAGUUACUAAAAACGCAUUACAAUACAAUGUUACUCAAUAUUCUCCAACAGACUAUCGAGCCAUAGCUACCUACCAUUUUCAACUUCUCGCUGAUUUUUGUCGUUUAGUAAAUUCGACAGUCGAUGCCAUGCUAGAGCAAUUAGCAACACAGCACCUUGUCAGUGCGUUUCUUCUUGCAUCAGCUGACUUUGACAUGCAAAUCACAGUGUUGAUGGAACAACUCACACAAACGAUGAGUAGUACAUUUGUUCAGAGUCUUCGUUUAAUUCGAACAGCGAUGCACACCAAUGCACUUUUCACCAUUACAGCAAGUAAUUGGCAAUUUACUCCUAGUAUUCCCACAGCUUACUUCACUGUUCGGACCGAACCUGUUAUUUACAAUCAAUCUACAACGAGUUGUUCUUGUGCUUUAACACCAUCAUGCACACAGCCAGCCACGAUUGACAAUGUUACUCUUCCCGGCAUGAUGGUCGGCUGUUUUCCGCUUGAAUCACUUCUGCAAUCAUCACUUGACUUAUUGUAUAAUCAAACACUUGUGGAUCUUCUAUCGAGUGGCACUAAUGACACAUUCGUAGCACUGAACAGAACCAGCACGAGCCGAUAUCAAUCAGAUGUGACAACGUUCGAUACAAUUCUAUCCCACCUUAUGAUAGAAGAAUGGGAACCAGUAGUAAAUUCCACAUCUUAUGACCUAUACUUUGCUCAAUGUUCGCCUUCAUCGUGCACAUUUUCGAAUAUUAGACGGCGAAGUCUAGUAGCUACUGGUACAGAUCUCAUCGCAUUUGCUGGAGGUUUUUCGAUUAUUUUGAAUAUUCUUGUACCAUUUCUGAUUAAAACUCUUUAUUUCAUCAGACAACGGCGCAAUCAAACCCAGCCAAUUUAUGAACCGUGA
This is a messenger RNA of Adineta ricciae, 3498 nucleotides long. The record is from the annotation of a GenBank genome assembly. Lineage: Eukaryota; Metazoa; Rotifera; Eurotatoria; Adinetida; Adinetidae.